ACGCGCUCGGAGCCCUGUGUCCUUCGCCCCGGCGUGCAGACCUGCGACCGGUGCGCCCGCGACUCGAAGGGGUGCUACGCCCCCGACACGACCCCGGAGGACCUCGCCGGGAAGCGCGCGCAGCGCUUCGUCCAAUACCACGACGCCAAGGGCUACGCCCGUUGCCUGCUCGAACCGCGCGCCGACGGCGCCCUCGUCGCGACGUACCGCGGCAAGGUCCCGUCGCCGCCGACUGCCCCUACGGUUCCCGCGAGCGGUAAGGCAACGGUGCCGGCUGCGGCGCCUGUCGCGGGCCCGUCGGGGACCGCUGGCAGGGCCGACACGGACGCGGGCGCCGAGCCUGAGGCUGUCGCGGGCCCGUCGGGGAAGACCGACGACGCGGACGCGGACGCGGACGCGGACGCAGACGCGGACACCGAGCCGGGGAGUCCCACUGAGGUACGCCCCCCGUCGUCGCCUGCCCCGCCGCCUACGAUUGCGACCCCGCCAGGCUUGGAGGGGGCGAUUCCCCUCUCGCCUUCCUGGGCCCAUAUCGAGCCGGCCUUCGUCGCCCCCGAGCUCGUGUUCUCCAAGGGUGGGGCGCGGCGGCGCAAGGGGACCCACGGCGCCGACCCCGACGCGGCUACACCGACUUCGACGAAGAAGACCGCGCGCCGGGGAACUGCGCGCCGGCCUACUGUCGGGGCCCGCGACGCGUCCGGCUCCGCGCGCGCCGCCUCUGGCUCCCGCGGUCGCGGCGCUUCGGGGUCGCGGUCGGGCGACCAGGACGCCCUGGCCGACCUCAGCCACGAGGACCAGGUCGCGGUCCUCGCCGUUCGCGCCGAGCGAGAGGUGCAAGUCGCGCGCCGGGGCGUCAUCGACCGGAUCAUCGCGAACCUCGACCAGCAGGAGCGCGAGCUCCUUGGCGCCGCGGACGGCGAGGGAGGCGAGGGAAUGGGCGCGGGGUCCGACGGGUCCGACGCAGAGGACGAGGGUGGGGACGACGACGACGACGAGUAG
Trametes versicolor FP-101664 SS1 is the source of this 999-nucleotide messenger RNA. RefSeq lists its product as uncharacterized. The record is from RefSeq and is a predicted model, not a curated record. The transcript is spliced from 3 exons. The annotation marks the transcript as partial. Lineage: Eukaryota; Fungi; Basidiomycota; Agaricomycetes; Polyporales; Polyporaceae.